This is a messenger RNA of Triplophysa rosa, 3871 nucleotides long. RefSeq names its product immunoglobulin heavy constant delta (gene ighd). NCBI's taxonomy places the organism in Eukaryota, Metazoa, Chordata, Actinopteri, Cypriniformes, Nemacheilidae. The coding region runs from base 340 to 3717 and encodes 1125 amino acids. The transcript is spliced from 13 exons. The record is from RefSeq and is a predicted model, not a curated record.
UACAAAAUAAAUGUACUAAAUGAUAAUUAAUUUCUAAAUUAAUUUCGAUAGAACAAUUUUCAAACGUUAAAUAAACGUAUGCGCGGGUGACCUUGACUUUAUGACAGUUAGGAUCAGUGCAUUAGUCAUUUCAAGCUCUUCCUACAGAGCAUAUACUCAGUGCGUACAAUUUUGAGCUCCAUUAAGUGUUAUAAAUGCAUAUCGUGUAACUGGGUUUUCGACUACUGGGGGAGCGGCACCAAAGUCUCCGUAACAAACACUCAACCAUCUGCGCCACUGUCUCUCUUCGCCUUGGCUCAGUGCGGUUCUGAUUCUGAUGGCUUCCUCACUCUCGGCUGCAUGGCAAGAGGUGUCUCCCCCGCGGACUCACUUUCUUUCAAAUGGACCGAUCCUAAGGGGCAACCGGUGAAUGAUUUCGUGCAGUAUCCAGCAGUCGGACGGGACGGAGAUAACACCAAAAUCAGCCACCUGCGCGUGAAGAAAAGCGUCUGGGAUCCCAAUAACUCGUACAAAUGUUCUGUGGGUGAAAAGAAAAUUGACGUUGUUCCGGCAGCAAAUCGUGUCACUAAGCCCAGUAUCACUCUGCUGAGUAGAGCGGAUGGUGAUAAAAUCUUGAUAGAGUGCCAAGUGAAUAAUUAUUACCCUGACAAACUUACUGUACAGUGGCUUCGCAAUGAUCAGCCCAUCAGCACUUCUUUACCAAAUAAAAAGCUUCAGAAUGGUGAUGGGAAAGAGAAAACCUUUACUCUCAUAAGUCAGUUAGCUAUCAGUGUUCGGGAUCAGGGCACACUGUAUACUUGUAAAGCCACCCACAAUUCUGAGGAGAUCACACAAAACUAUAAUGUGUGCACGGACUUGGCCAAACCUUCGAUCCAUUUAAAGAAACCCCAUCUCAGAGACAUAAUGAAAGGAGGGGGAGUAACAACUACUUGUGUUGUUGAAGCACCGUACAACACAGAAGUGUCAUGGUUGGUAAACGGUGCAAGUAAACAAGCAACCAGACAAAGCAAAACAGACCUGUCCAACAGCAGAACACAGAUUGUAAGUAACCUGACUUUAACCAAAGAAGAUUGGUUGAGCCUUAGGACCCUUGUUUGUAAGGGAAAACAUCCAUGUGUCCAAGAAGAGAAAGCUGCAAUUGAGGCUGAAAAUAUCCUGAAAAAUCCUGUUGUGGUGAUCAGGAGGCCUUUCAGAAAAUCAGAAAGUGCUGUGUUGGAGUGUGUUGUACGAGAUCUUCCCUCUAUUGAGGUGUGCAUCACCUUACAGGCCAAUGGUGCUGAUAUCUCAGAGAUCAACUGUGUGGAUGUGACCCGAUCUGAAAACAUUCAGUCCCUGACCACAGACUUCACAAUACCCAAGGAGCACCACAAAAAAGACAAAACCUUUACCUGUACAGUUCGCAGUCUUUCCAAAAGUUGGACAUCAAAACCUACUGGAAACAUUUUCGAUGAUCCUACGGUAGCGCUCUCAGUUGUUCCCAGUGUGAGUGGAUCUAGUUCAAAUCCUGAGAAGCUAGUGUGUUCUGGGACAGGAUUUAACCCAAAGAUCACAUGGCUUCCAAACUAUGAAGCGAAAACUGGCCCAGUUGUCACAAUUGGGGAAGAUGGACGUGUGAAAGUGUACAGUGAGAUAUUGGUGUCACAACAAGAGUGGAAUCAAGGAAUUACAUUUACAUGUAAAAUCACCGAUCAGCUCUUUUCCAAAACUGUUUAUAAAAACAUCAACAUUUGUUCAGCACACACCUUUUCGGAACCUUUGAUUCUUGUGAAGAAACCCCAUCUCAGAGACAUAAUGAAAGGGGGGGGAGUAACAACUACUUGUGUUGUUGAAGCACCGUACAAGACAGAAGUGUCAUGGUUGGUAAACGGUGCAAGUAAACAAGCAACCAGACAAAACCAAAUAGACCUGUCCAGCAGCAGAAUACAGAUUGUAAGUAACCUGACUUUAACCAAAGAAGAUUGGUUGAGCCUUAGGACCCUUGUUUGUAAGGGAAAACAUCCAUGUGUCCAAGAAGAGAAAGCUGCAAUUGAGGCUGAAAAUAUCCUGAAAAAUCCUGUUGUGGUGAUCAGGAGGCCUUUCAGAAAAUCAGAAAGUGCUGUGUUGGAGUGUGUUGUACGAGAUCUUCCCUCUAUUGAGGUGUGCAUCACCUUACAGGCCAAUGGUGCUGAUAUCUCAGAGAUCAACUGUGUGGAUGUGACCCGAUCUGAAAACAUUCAGUCCCUGACCACAGACUUCACAAUACCCAAGGAGCACCACAAAAAAGACAAAACCUUUACCUGUACAGUUCGCAGUCUUUCCAAAAGUUGGACAUCAAAUCCUACUGGAAAUAUUUUCGAUGAUCCUACGGUAGCGCUCUCAGUUGUUCCCAGUGUGAGUGGAUCUAGUUCAAAUCCUGAGAAGCUAGUGUGUUCUGGGACAGGAUUUAACCCAAAGAUCACAUGGCUUCCAAAAUUUGAAGAGAAAACUGGCCCAGUUGUCACAGUUGGGGAAAAUGGGCGUGUUAAAGUGUACAGCGAGAUAUUGGUGUCACAACAAGAGUGGACUCAAGGAGUGACAUUUACAUGUAAAAUCACAGAUCAGCUAAUUGCCAAAACUAUUCAUAAAAACAUCAGUAUCUGUGCAGUGAAUGAAUGUAGCAGUCAGCUGGCAGAUGUCUACUUGCUGGGUCCCUCCCUCAGUGAUGUGAGAUCCGGGACUGACGUUAUCUUGACCUGCUUGGUUAUUGGUCACCGUGUCAAGGACUUCACCGUCCAAUGGAAAACGGACGGACGCAAUUCCAAUUCACAUCAUUACAUCCAACAUCCUCAAGAUCAUGCCAAUGGGACUCAAAGCGUCCAAAGUAUUUUGAAGGUUCCUGUCAGCACAUGGCAUGCGUAUAGUGUAUUCACCUGUGAAGUUAAACAUUUCUGCUCUGGAGACACACAGAAGAAGCACAUCUCAAAAACCAGAGACCCCAAACGGCCUACAGUGAGGAUCUUCAAACCCUCUGACAGUGAUCUCUCUGGAUCUCAAAAUAUCAGUCUUCUUUGCAUGAUCACUGGCUUCUUCCCAUCUGAAAUCUCAGUGCAUUGGCAACUGAACAAGGUGCAACUGGAUGCGUCUCGCUAUACUAACAGUCCUGUGGUUUCUCAUAUUGGAGCAGAGGGUUAUUCAAUAUAUAGCACCUUAAUACUACCUGCGUCACAGUGGAAGGAGGAGAUAUACUCUUGUAUUGUUUCUCACGAGUCAUCUCAAAAUCCAAUUAUGGAUACUUUGGAGAACUUGUAUGCUUCAUUGACCCACUCUGCUCCUACUGCAAGGCUGCUGCAGGGUUCAAAUGAGCUGGUGUGUCUGGCAUUUGGUUUUAGCCCAUCUGCCAUCAACAUCACCUGGCUGCUGGGCUUGACUGAGCUGUCUCACCAAAAGGUCACCAGCCCUGCAGAAGGUCCCGAUGGAAAGUUUAGCAUCCGAAGUCACCUGCAUUUACUACCUACAGAGUGGGCACCUGGAGAGGUGUACUCAUGCAGUGUUACUCAUAUUACUGGUAUCCUCUUGCUUAACAUCUCCAAGCCAGAAAUAUUUGAAGAGGCUAUUUUUAUGAAUGAAAACAAAGCCGAAUCUAUUGCACACGAGUCUCUCGAGGAAGCGUGGAAAAUGGCCUGUUCCUUCCUCGUUCUUUUCCUCUUAUCUCUCUUCUAUGGUUGCACAGUCACUCUGGUCAAAGUGAAGACGACAUGAGCGAGAGUGUCAUUUUUGUGUCAUUUUUUUCUUAAUUUGAUUAGGCUACUAUUUUGAUUAAAAUGAUGAUGAGUGUGUUUUAAGCUUUGCAAAAAAUAUAUAAUGACUUAAAUGUUAAAAUGAUCAAAUUCUGGUUGUCAAAUAAAACUGUACC